GGCUGAUGACGCAAACUGCUUUGGCUUCAGCAGAAAGCUGCGGCUGUUGCACCUUGCCUAUCCGAGCAUCUGAGCAGCUGCUCCAUGGAGAGCAUGAUCUCGAAUGGCCGGUAUACACCCGGGCACAUGAAGAAAAUUCGAGAGAAGGCUGCUGGCAAGCUGUUCAAGCAACGACCAUCAGUUGAACAGAAGGUCAUGAUGUCUCCGGUCAGCCUGAAGUGGCAGCAAGAAGGGCGCCUGGACUUCCAUGACGUUCUUCCGGAUGGCUUCGCCGCACGGUACUCCAAGGAGCUUUUGGUCAUUGAUGCUCAUGCGGACCAGCUGCUUAACAAGUUUGUGGAUCAAGUGGAGGCUGGUUUGAGUCAGAGGAGGGGCCAGCUCAACGCCAUCCUAUACGUCAGUGACAUGAUCCAGAGGGCCUUUGGUGGAUUGGGGCGCAAGGUGCCUGAAGCUUUUCAGAAACGUAUUGUUGACCUGAACCUACGGCAGGGAGAUUCCCUCCUCAUCGGUGAGCUGAUGUCCGGUGCAACUGCUGGUUUUCUGGGCUCUGGCAUGUGCCGGCAUCGGUCUUUGCUCUUCAAGUACGUGGUGCGCAGAUUGAAGGUUUGCGAAAGUGCAGCUAUCUCUGGAGUUAUCGUGCCAAAUGAUUGUGAGAAUGUCUCCCAGUUUCGUCGAGACAACGGCUUCGCAGAUCACGCCUGGAACAUCGUUAGGCUCAAUGGCCAGAACUACUUGUUGGACAUCAUGAACACUCCUCAUGAGCUUCAAUCUUUGAACUCAGCCGACGGUGAGAAAGUGCAGAUGAAGGUUCAAGGCACUUCCUACGUUUACUACCGCUUCGAUGGAGGUUCAGGCAUCUCGUUGGCCUAUAGCCCAGGUGCAGAGGAAAGCUCGGAAACGCAGACAGAGACGGAGUCCUUGGAUUCAGAGGAUGAUCUUGAACUUGAUCCUGACUGUUAUUUACCUCAGGGCUCUGGGGCUGGCGAAGUCUUCUGCAACACUACUCGAAGAGCUGAAGAGAUUCUGCAGCUGCAGACUGUUGGGCCGGCAGGCCAUGUCAUGGUCAAGUUCGACUUGAGGAUGCAAGGUCGGACUUGGCAGGCCCGGAAGACGGUGCAUGAGACAGCACUCAGGUGGCCGAGCUCAACUGGUGUCAACAGGCUGGUAUAGUCAAGCCUUGGACAUGCAGACUUUUGUUCCAGAAGCUAUGGAAUGGCAUGGGAUAUGUAUUGCCUUGACAUGUAUGCAGUGACAAAUCCACACUACUACAGCCAGAGCAGUUUGCUGAAAUAAGGAUCAAUAAAUUGCAGAUUAGGUAGGGGGCUGGCAUCUAUGCUUCGGGAAGAAGCCAGCACAGCCACCAAGGAAUGCUCCUUGAGAUCGUGUGGCUUGCAUGACUUUUAGCCAGCUUGCAGGUUAUUGCACCAGAACUUUGCUUUCAUCAAGAAACGCCACAGAUGUUCAC
Messenger RNA from Durusdinium trenchii, 1465 nucleotides. The record is from the annotation of a GenBank genome assembly. NCBI's taxonomy places the organism in Eukaryota, Dinophyceae, Suessiales, Symbiodiniaceae.